Molecule: messenger RNA, 1135 nt
Organism: Hypoxylon trugodes
Lineage: Eukaryota; Fungi; Ascomycota; Sordariomycetes; Xylariales; Hypoxylaceae
Product: ribosomal protein L13
Exons: 2
Coding region: 328-867 (179 amino acids)
Biological process (GO): translation; negative regulation of translation
Cellular component (GO): ribosome; mitochondrial large ribosomal subunit
Molecular function (GO): structural constituent of ribosome; mRNA binding
Source: RefSeq, a predicted model, not a curated record
AAUUCACCGAUCCUCGGCGGGUCGGCGAACUAACGUCAUCUAGUGUCUUAUCGAUAAGAACGAUAAUUAGUUAGAUUGGUUUUCGGUAACACCCAGGCACGUGAUGUUCUAGCAUUUUUUGAAUAUCGAAUUCUGCUAUUAUCGCUCCUUCUUAGCAUCAAUCCAUUAACGAAGCCUCAAUUCACAAGUUUAGCGGCGCACGCAAGUCAUUUUACCCCUCAAUUGGUUUCUCAAGUCCGCAUGAAAGAUAUAUCACAUAACAAAACUGAGUAAAUCCAAUUAUCUCGGCGUCGGCGAGGGGUUAAACCUCCCUCAAAAGCCGUCACAAUGUCGCAGACCAUCGGGCUGACAAAACUCUCCUACUCACGAGUAUGGCACCACAUAUCCGCCUCCACACCACACCCAACCCUCUCCACCCAACCCAACACGACACCCCCUUCCCUAGGCCGCCUAGCCUCCCGCAUCGCCGUAAUCCUCAUGGGCAAGCACAAACCAACCUGGGACCCGUCCACGGACUGCGGGGACUACGUCGUCGUAACCGACUGCGCAGCGCUCCACGUCACAGGCCGCAAGAAGUGGCAAAAAACAUACUACCGACACAACACGCGCCCCGGUUCCUUGCGCUCGGUUACCAUGGAUGUACUUAUGGCAAAACACGGUGGUGCUGAGGUAUUGCGGAAGGCGGUUAGUGGCAUGUUGCCGAAGAAUAGGUUACGGGAUAAGAGAUUAGCGCGCUUGAAGGCGUUUGAGGGCGAGGCGCAUCCGUAUAAGCAGAAUUUGAUCCGGUUUGGUGGUGUGCCGGUUGGACAGGAGGGCUGGGAACAGGCUGUUAAGGCUAUUCGACAGGCGGAUAUGGAGAGGUUAUAGGAAGUGGUGUUGGUAGAGGAUGAUGAAUAUCAAGGAUGGGUUUGAUGGCCCGAUAAAGCAAAGAGCAGUAGACGCUGAGUGCUGGGCUCUAGACAUCUGCUAUGUACCACAUUGUAUAUGCAUAUAAUGAAAAACAUCUCACGACAGUUAACAUCUUAUAUCGAGAAAGUGGCAUGGCCACCAAUUCGUUUGUUGGGGGCACAUGGGAACUGGCCAAGAAAUAUAACUACAGGCAAAAAUCAACGAUACGAAGCAAUCAAGGUGGAAU